This is a messenger RNA of Acanthosepion pharaonis, 1263 nucleotides long. Lineage: Eukaryota; Metazoa; Mollusca; Cephalopoda; Sepiida; Sepiidae. The record is from the annotation of a GenBank genome assembly.
AUGUCUGUCUCAGAAAUCCGCCCAGAAGAGUUGAUCGCCUUACGAACUUCAAACAUUACUCACAGUUGCUAUCUACUAGUAUUUCUAUCAGUAUGGCUUUCUGCUGAGGAUUUUUUUCAUAAUCUAUCUAUCUAUCUAUCUAUCUAUCUAUCUAUCUAUCUCAAUAGUAGUAAUACUCUUAUAAUGUUCUUUCUUUGUUUCUUUCUUCAUUCAUUCGUCCUUUCCUUCCUCCCUUCCUUCAAAAUUUCCUUCUUUUGUUCAUUCAUUUUAUAUUCUUUCCUUGAUUCUUUUAUUCUUUCCUUCCUUCACUCAUUCAUCGUUGUUUUCUGUUUUUCUUUCGUUCAUAAAUUAUUUCUCUUAAUUUCAUUAUUUCUUUCUCUCAUUUUUAAUUCAUUCUUUCAUCCAUAUUUUCUUCCUUUCGUGGUUCUUUCAUUCUUUCUUUCUUUUUCUUUCUUUUUUUCGUUGUUCUUUCUUUCUUCGCUGUUAUUUUUUUUCCUUUCGUUGUUCUUUUCUUUCUUUAUUUUUUUUUAUUUUUUUCGUUGUUCUUUCUUUCUUCGCUGUUAUUUCUUUUUCCUUUCAUUGUUCUUCCUUUCUUUAUUUUUCUUUCUUUUUUUCGUUGUUCUUUCUUUCCUCGCUCUUAUUUCUUUUUUUCCUAUCGGUGUUCUUUCUUUCUUUCUUUAUUUUUCUUUCUUUUUUUCGUUGUUCUUUCUUUCUUCGCUCUUAUUUCUUUUUUCCUUUCGUUGUUUUUCUUUUCUUUCUUUUUUUCUUUCUUUCUUUCGUUGUUCUUUCUUUCUUCGCUGUUAUUUCUUUUUUCCUUUCGGUGUUCAUUCUUUAUUUAUUUAUUUUUCUUUCUUUUUUCAUUGCUCUUUCUUUCCUCGCUGUUAUUUUUUUUUUUUUUUUUUUCCUUUCGGUGUUCUUUCUUUCUUUGUUUCAUUCUUUCUGUUUUGUAUGUUCUAUCUUUCGUUGUUCCUUCUUUCUUUCUUUCUUUCCUUUUGUUCUUUCUUUCUUUCUUUCUUUCUUUCUUUCUUUCUUAUGUAUAUAUUCACCAUCCCUGUCUUGUUUACUUUUUUCAUCGUUUUCUGGUCCUUGCUUUCUUUUUUUUACCUUAAUUCCCACCCACUUCAUUACCAAAUAUUCAACUCUCUUUCCUCUGCUUUUCUCUCUCUCUUCCUCUCUCAUCCCCAUCUGCUUUCCUUCUCCUUCUUAUCUUCACAUAUUUCCUCCAUCAAUAGCACUUUCCUAGUAUUCCUUCCAUCUACUUAG